AUCCGAGUGACACGAUAAAAGUUUCGAUCGUAGCCGUUGGGUUGGAUUGAGGAAACACAAUGUUCAAAUGUUAUAACCGUCGGAUGAGAGAAGUAAGAAAGCACAAGAGCGUAUCGUGAUAACCCUUUCGUUGGGUAUUAUAAAUAACCAUUCAACGGCAAUUGUGGCCACCACAACCAUAAAACUUCGAUAAUCCGCGAUUACUGUCUCUCUCUGCCCAAAGGAGGCUUAAAAAAAAGAAAGAAGAAGAAGUCAGCGCAAGCGAAGAAGAGAUGGCUCGUACCAAGCAAACCGCUCGUAAGUCCACUGGAGGAAAAGCUCCAAGGAAGCAACUUGCUACUAAGGCUGCUCGUAAAUCCGCACCAACCACCGGUGGAGUCAAGAAACCACAUCGUUACCGUCCUGGAACUGUCGCUCUCCGUGAAAUCCGCAAGUACCAGAAGAGUACAGAGUUGCUGAUCAGGAAGCUCCCAUUCCAGAGGCUUGUCCGUGAGAUUGCUCAAGAUUUCAAGACUGAUUUGCGUUUCCAGAGCCAUGCUGUGUUGGCUCUCCAAGAAGCUGCAGAAGCUUAUCUUGUUGGUCUCUUUGAAGACACUAACCUUUGUGCCAUUCACGCCAAGCGUGUCACCAUUAUGCCUAAGGAUAUUCAGUUGGCUCGUCGUAUCAGAGGCGAGCGUGCUUGAGCCAAACCCGAAACCAGUCAAUGUUAACCUCGCUUUGCGGAUUUGGUUCAAGAUUGGUGAAUGUACUAGUUUUUUUAUGAUAAGCAAGCUCUCUCCAUUGCUGUCUUAGGGUCAAAAACCAAAGUAGUAGUCAGAAUGUUGUCUUCUUUCCGUUAUGUGUGUUGCAAACUCUUUUUAACUCUUUUGUCACCAAUCUUCUCUUUCGUUGAGUUUUCUCUAUAAUUAAAAAGUUUGUGAAAAAUUUCUAAACUA
Messenger RNA from Eutrema salsugineum, 935 nucleotides. RefSeq names its product histone H3.3. The transcript is spliced from 4 exons. NCBI's taxonomy places the organism in Eukaryota, Viridiplantae, Streptophyta, Magnoliopsida, Brassicales, Brassicaceae. Gene Ontology annotation, molecular function: protein heterodimerization activity; DNA binding; structural constituent of chromatin. Gene Ontology annotation, cellular component: nucleosome. Bases 273 to 683 code for a protein of 136 amino acids. The record is from RefSeq and is a predicted model, not a curated record.